This is a messenger RNA of Halichondria panicea, 1635 nucleotides long. RefSeq names its product sushi, von Willebrand factor type A, EGF and pentraxin domain-containing protein 1-like. Gene Ontology annotation, molecular function: protein binding. Lineage: Eukaryota; Metazoa; Porifera; Demospongiae; Suberitida; Halichondriidae. The transcript is spliced from 4 exons. The record is from RefSeq and is a predicted model, not a curated record. The coding region runs from base 763 to 1494 and encodes 243 amino acids.
CACUCCCUUUUCUCUGAUUGGACGGGGGCGGGAGAAAAGGGACUGGUGACUCUGGGACACAUUUUGUGUCUCUACCAGAAUUUGGGUAGAGAUUAUUCAUUGAUUUUUCCACGUGAUCCAAAAAUUGCGUGAGGUUAAGUAGAAUUGCGUAGCCUGCAAAAGUGAUCGCGGGCUUCUUAGCUACAGUUUAAGAAUGGAUGCUAGUGCUAGAAAAGAGAAGAUGAUGGAGUAAUAACAUCAUCAGGCAUUCAGCUAGGAUAUAGUCAUCUAAGACACCAGCAGAGAUUAGCUUGUUUUAGUUUUACGUGAUGAGAACUGGCAGCCGAAAGUCAUUGGUUGCCUAAAGCUUUUAAUAACCUGUACAAUACAAGACAGAUAAUGGCAGACGGCAGCAGUUGAAUUGAGAGUAGUCAGACUUGUACAAGCUGUCUUAAAUCGCUGCCACUCCUCGGUUCAAAGAAGGACUGCCAAGAUUUCUACGUUCAUCAGCUGUUCCAUGCUAAUCCACAAGUUGUGGCACAACAGACACUGGUACAAGGAUCUAUAAAAUCAAAAGGCUGGCUAGAUAGAUCUGUAGCUGUAUACUUGUCUUCUGUGUGUCUUUAGCUUUUGACAGAUCAGAAUAAAUUGGAUAAUUUGCACGUGACAUUAAUAUUUAAUAGCAUUCCUGAUUUACACAAGCUGUAGCCCAGAGUCACCAGUCCCUUUUCUCCCGCCCCCGUCCAAUCAGAGAAAAGGGAGUGGCUUGCGAGUCUAAAAAUAAUGAUGGUGAACUUGUUAGUGAUCAACUUCAAGUAUCUUCUGUUAGUGGUGAUGAUUAACUCUCAGAUGGGAGAGGCCUCUCUAGUGUCCAACACGAGUGUGGCGUGUCCUGAAGAGGCAGUUCUGUUCACAUGCUCUGGUACUGGUACUGCAUUGAGAUGGCAAGUGGAACCUCCAGCAGAAUGUGGGUUGAUGUCAGUACAAAGUACAAUCUUCAUUGGUUCUGAUGUUGGUCGAAGGGACACAUUUCGAUCUGGAGUGAUAAUGUUUGAGGCUGUUCUUGUGAUCAAUGAUGGUGGAACUCUGACGUCCACUCUCAUCAACCUCAGUGAAGUGUCUGUACUGGAUGGUAGCAAUGUCACCUGUUCUGUUUUCAAUUUAAAUAGUAUUAAUGUUGAACUACAGACAAUAUUGGUUGCUGGUAAUUCAACUUCUCCAUUAAACCCCAAUAUAUCCUCCUCUCUAAAUCAACCCAGCUCAUCCAUUGUCUCUCUGAAUUGGGACCCUCCCUCCUCUACUGGUGGUGUAUCUGUCAGCUAUGUCCUCAUCAUCUCCCCAACACCUCUCUCCGGGUCACCAGUCACCGUGGAGACUAUCUCGGCACAGAUAACUGUCUCCUACAACGCUCCCUACAAUCUAACAAUCAGAGCUGUCAACUGUGUUGGAAUGAGUGAAACUAGAAUUGUGAAUCUGGUGGUGUGCCCCACACCGUCUACUGUGCUGCUGGUGUGACCAUCACCAACACACCUCCUGUCACUAUUGGUGGAUCCAUGCUCACCUUCACUUGCAGUGGAGACAGUGAAGUGAGAACCUCAACCUGUGGCAGUAGUGGGUGGUCUCCUAACCCUGGGACCUUUGACUGUGGCAUUCCAC